AUGGCUCUGCAGGAUGUGUGCAAGUGGCAGGCCCCCGGCACCCAGGGACCAUCGCCUCACCUGCCUCAGGCGGGUGGCUGGGCCGUGCCCCCAGGCUGGGACCCUCAAACCUUCCUGCGGAUCCACGGCCCCAGGCUGGCGCAUGGCACCACCACGUUGGCCUUCCGCUUCCGGCACGGAGUGAUCGCCGCCGCCGACACACGGUCCUCCUGCGGCAACUAUGUGCAGUGUCCGGCCUCACGCAAGAUCAUCCCCGUGCACCAGCACCUCGUGGGCACCACCUCCGGCACGUCGGCCGACUGCGCCGCCUGGUACCGCGUGCUGCGGCGGGAGCUGCGGCUGCGGGCGCUGAGGGACGGUCAGCUGCCCAGCGUGGCCGGUGCCGCCAAACUCCUGUCGGCCAUGAUGUCCUGCUACCGGGGGCUGGAUCUGUGCGUUGCCACCGCGCUGUGUGGCUGGGACCGCUCCGGCCCUGCCCUCUUCUAUGUCUACAGUGACGGCACCCGCCUGCAAGGGAACAUCUUCUCGGUGGGCUCAGGAUCUCCCUAUGCCUACGGCGUGCUGGACCGCGGCUACCGCUACGACAUGAGCCCCCAGGAAGCCUACGCCCUGGCUCGCUGCGCCGUGGCCCACGCCACCCACCGCGAUGCCUACUCCGGGGGUGCUGUAGACCUUUUCCACGUGCGGGAGAACGGAUGGGAGUAUGUGUCCCGCAACGAUGCCUGUGCGCUGUACUCGGAACUGCAGAAGCUUCCGGAGCCAGGGAAGGAGGAGGAGGAGGAGGCCCGCUGGGAUCAGCCUGAGCCAGUCACCCUGCACAGAGACUCCAGGAUGCCCGCGGGGACUGAGAUGCUGUGA
Neomonachus schauinslandi (Hawaiian monk seal) is the source of this 858-nucleotide messenger RNA. RefSeq names its product proteasome subunit beta 11 (gene PSMB11). NCBI's taxonomy places the organism in Eukaryota, Metazoa, Chordata, Mammalia, Carnivora, Phocidae. The transcript has a single exon. The record is from RefSeq and is a predicted model, not a curated record. Gene Ontology annotation, cellular component: proteasome core complex. Bases 1 to 858 code for a protein of 285 amino acids. Gene Ontology annotation, molecular function: threonine-type endopeptidase activity.